AUGCAGAUCUUCGUCAAAACCCUCACCGGAAAAACUAUAACCCUAGAGGUUGAGAGCAGCGACACCAUCGACAAUGUCAAAGCCAAAAUCCAGGACAAAGAAGGUAUACCACCAGAUCAGCAAAGGCUGAUAUUUGCCGGGAAGCAACUGGAGGAUGGACGAACACUGGCGGAUUACAACAUCCAGAAAGAGUCUACUCUUCAUCUGGUCUUGAGGCUCAGAGGUGGAACCAUGAUAAAGGUGAAGACACUCACUGGAAAAGAAAUCGAGAUUGAUAUCGAACCCACCGACACUAUUGAUCGGAUCAAGGAACGUGUCGAAGAGAAAGAAGGCAUCCCUCCUGUACAACAAAGGCUCAUCUAUGCCGGAAAACAGCUUGCCGAUGACAAAACGGCGAAAGAUUACAACAUAGAGGGUGGCUCUGUUCUUCAUUUGGUCCUUGCUCUUAGGGGUGGAUCUGAAUAA
Thlaspi arvense is the source of this 465-nucleotide messenger RNA. The record is from the annotation of a GenBank genome assembly. NCBI's taxonomy places the organism in Eukaryota, Viridiplantae, Streptophyta, Magnoliopsida, Brassicales, Brassicaceae.